GCUCUCGGAGUGACUUCACCCAGCAAGGAGGCAGAAUCUGUCCAUUCUGUCCAGUCUAUGGUUUAUAUCUAUAGAGGUAACCACCCCAUAGAUAUAAUAAGAAAGGCGUUUAUAAAAGCGUUUCCACAAAUCACCCUUUUUUCCUUCUUCGCGCUUUGUGGUGUACUGCGCCUGCGCAGUCGUGAGCCCGGAAGUAAAUAAGCAGGAUAGAUUCUGCUACCUCGAGGGUGUCGGUAAGUAGACACAAAUGAUGGAAGACACAAGUAGUGGAGUUUAAAACCGUUUGAACCCAUCCAAUCUCUGAAUUCUCUCAAGUUUUUGUUCGAAACCAAGUCUGGACUCAGAUCUUCGGCUGGUUUCUGGUUCGGUCAUGCUGUAUAGUUGCUAUCUUUUUAGACUUGAGGUCAGAAUCCGGUCUAAAUGCUUAACCCAGGUACCAACGUCGAUUCACGCGAGAGGACGGAUAGUCUUUAAAUAUUAACAAACAUUGUUUGGUCGACUUUACAGAUAAAGUCCGGAACCAGAUCCUUUCUUUGUAUUCGACGUGACCACAAUAUAUAACGUAUUUUACAGGGUGUUUGGGUCAUACACGUGGGUGUGAGUGUCACAGAGUGUGUGCACAUGCGAGACUCUGAGCGCAGCAAAACCGACUAGCUCACGAUGAAGAGCUAGUAUGCAGCGUUUAUAGAUAAGAUAUAAUAAGAAGAACUUUAUGACUCUCCGAAGGGAAUAUUCAAUUGUCUGUUGUCUUACAUAAUAUGUCUCUAAAAGCCCCCUGGUCUUUGCUGCUUCCCCUGCUAGAUUAUUUUUUGCCUAUCAGACUUGUCUUGUUGGUUUAAAGGCUCAUUUCUGUGCACUUUACUCAUACACAAAGUAUUUUUGCUAUCCAUCUUUGUUCUUGUCUGUUGACUAUUUUCAAUGCAGAUUAAAAUGGUUUUUAAACAGUUUUGUUUUGUUUAAUUUUAGUUUUUGUUCUUUCUUACAGCAACAACAACAAACAAGUUCAGUCCUACACCUUCUCCUUCUGCCAUGAAAGCCCAUGAGGAAUCUCCCUCUCCACAGAAGAGAAAAAGAUCACACAGUCAACAGGACAACCCCAAAUCUGUUGACAUGGAAACACCUUUGAAAAAAAAGAAGAAACAUAGGCAAGAGAACGAGGAUGCCAUCCUUCUUUCUUCUCCUGCCACUGAUGGAGAUAUGAGUAUUAAGAAGAAGAAGAAGAAAAAGAAGAAGGAACCGCAGCAGGAGGAAGACCGCCAGGAUGGAGAAUCUGACCCAGUCAUGUCCACUGAAACCAUCAUUAAGAAGAAGAAGAAGAAGAAGAGAAAACAGGAGGAGGAAGAGAUGCAUGUGGUUGAAGAAGACCAAGUGACGGAAAAGAGGAAGAAGAAGAACAAAAAAAAGAAAAAACAAAGUGAAGAGGAGAGUGAUUUCAAUGAAGUGAUCAUUGCAACAAAAUCAACAGUUACAAAGAUCAACCAACAUGAUAAGGACAUCACAGAAACAAAAUCCCUGUCUGAAAAAGGAACUCAAAUGGAUAGGCAGUUUAAGAUGGAGGAAGAUGAGAGUGAAGUUGAAAUCAUGUUAAAAGAAGGACAGACUGCUGAAAAGGAAAAAACAAAACGAAGAAAAACAGAUUCAGGUGGUCGGUGAGUAUGUACUAUUUUUCAUCCAGUAAUUUCAUGAUGUUGUAGUUCCUCAGAGAUAGUAGAUCGUAGAGUCCUGUAGUUAGUCCUACUUCUAGUGCCUCAUCAAGAAGUUUAAGAAUAGAUGUCCAGUAAUCAUUUCAGUGAGAGCAAGACCAAAAUAUAUGUGUCAUGUUUGUCAGUCAAAGCCAACGGUGAUCUAUAUUGAAGAGUUUGGAUUUGAGCGCUCUGAACUGUACCAAAUUAAGGUUGGAUCAUGAUGAGGUGUUACUUGUGUGUUCCAUCUCCUCUUUGCAGCUAGUUAAGACAACUUCCCCUGAACCUGCUAUUUGGCUCUUAUCAUCCUGUUAGGAUAAUGCUGAAGGACACGUCCACCCAGAUUUCCCUCACUCAGAUCUACAGUAACGCAUUUACAGUGGCUUCUUGUCUUGACAGGUCUUACAGUUCCCUGUUGGCUGAGCUAGAGGAGUAUAUUCCCAACGUUGGGAAAAGAUUGGAACCAUGCAUCAAAGAAAUGAUAAGAUAUGACCUGCCACGCUACCGGAAAUUCAAAGAGGAAGGUAUGAAAACGGCAGACUCUAUGUUGUACUAAAAAUUGUCGUGACGAGAUCUUCAGAAAUAUAUGACUGGUAUCAUUUAUUUGAAGGCUCCAAAGCUUGGGUAUAAAACUCCUCCGAAUACUAAAGCAGAUCAAUGACAGGGAGAGGAAGGGUCAACAAGUUACUCUAAUUUGAAACACUUAACAUACCAAUACUGAAAAUACACUGUGUAAUUUUCCUGCAGGUGUGUCUGUGCGAUGGGGGAGGUUCUCUAAUGAGGAAAACCAGCAACUCAGAAAGAACCUUGAAGACUUCCUGGCUUUAAUAGGCAUCAACAUGGUUCCCAAAGUGCUUUUUCCACAUAGGUACAAAAAUGAAGAGAUGGAAAUCAGGAAGCUGAAAGCACAGCAUUGCUUCAUGGAAAAGUUGGGUUAGGAAACUUUCACUGUAAUUAUUAUCAUGGAUGACCAAGAGCCAGGAGUAUUAAUUCUACUGUCUGCUUCUUAAUGACCCUGUCUUUCUGUCUCUGAAGCUGUGGGGAUCCCGCGGCCAAGUCGGCAGAUUAUUCAGAGAGCGAAGAGGAUGUGUGACGAAGAGAACCAUAUGGGACAGUAAGUAGCCAAAGACAGCUUCAGUCUGAUUCUGUUCUCAGAGAAGGAUCCUCUGAAUCAUUACUGUGUAACUGCAAGGGUCUCUGUAUCCUAAUGGUGCUGAUGCAGACCUGCUGGAUCUCUACAGUAUUCAAUCAACACUCUAUCUUUGCCUCUCAGCAUAAGAAGUCUCUACAACUAUGCAGUACAACCACUGAAUCAUCUGUUUUCAAAAACUUCUUAUAUAUUUUCAUGGUCUGGCUGGUAUUCCCUUUGGUAAAAGUUACUGUGAGACUCUUUUACACAAUGUCUUACAUGUGGCAUUGACUUAUAGCUUGUAGACCUGCUCAGGUUUCAUUAUGAUGACAUUUGAAAUUUAACAGGAUAGAAUAAUGACUAUAAAAAAAUGAUAGAUCGAAAAGAAAAUUUGUCAAGGUCAGACAUGUCAGAGGGCUUUUUAACCGGUAACAGUUGCACCAAAUAGACAUAAAAACUUCUAAAUAACCUCUGCUGUCUUUCCGUUUGCCAGAGAGGACUGGCUUAAUUUAAACAUCCUUAUUAUGUAAAUCAGUGCAUCCCAAACAUUUACAUUGUCUGUCCUCUUUCAGAUUCUCAGAGGAGGAGCUGAAGACCCUGAUUAAGUUACAGAAACGUCAUGGAAACAACUGGAGAGCGAUCUCUGAGAAGAUGGGCCGAAGUUCGUUCGCUCUAGAGAAGCGCUUUGCCUGCCUUGGUAAGUUCAGCACUCACAACAUGUUAACCUCAGACCCUUUGGUGUCUGCGAGGUCCUGUUAAUAAAAUUUGCUGUGCUGUGAAUGAGAAUCUGAACACACGGUUGACAUAUUAAGAAUGAGACGCACUGAUUAUCAUGUUAACACUUAAUGUCGCUGGAGAACAGCUGACGAAUGUGUUUGUAUCCUGCAUGUGCCUGUCCAGCUGAAAAACACGGUUCAUGGAGUCAGAAAGAGGAGUCCAGGCUAAAGAAGGCUCUGAAGCCUCACCUGGAGGCUCUGAUGCGGCAGAAUCCUACAGGUUCUGGACUGAGCAGAAAACAGCUGUGUAACAACUUACCCUGGGUGGAGAUCAGCCACAUGGUCAAGACCAGAAACUGGAUCCAGUGUCGACUCAAGUGGUCAGUAUAUGUGCCAUGAUACAGGUUAUUCAUAGGUGUGUGGGCUCACAUACUUCAUGCCACCCCAGCAGUGUCAGCGUCCAGCUUGGUGGACCCCACCCCACCUCUCAGCUUACGUUAUUUUAGCUCAGAAACAGAUGGAUCCAGACGAUUAUGAUCUUCUCUGACAGAGUUAGUGAAGCUGCAUUAGUGAAUAAUACUCAAGAUAAGAUGAACUUGCUUGGUAGUACAGACCCCAGAAGUCUUUGUGUUCAUAAAUCCAGAUCUCCAUGUAAUUUAGUGUUAUCGUAACGGGUUCCUUUGUCAUCUGGCUACUGGAGUGUUUAGUAGUUUCAGUAUUUUGGGUAUUCAGGCAUCCAGUGGGUCAAAGUCCAGGUAUUUAGAUGUUUAGAUCAACAUGACAUCCAGGGUUCAGAUAAAUGUUGUAACAUUUUCUUUUUAUUUCAGGUUUUGCCUGCUGAAGACAAAACUAGGGUCAGGAGCUGGCAUCUUCAGCAGGAAAGUAGAAGGACGACAGGCUAAAAUCCAACUUAUUAACACGUAAGGUCACAUACACACCCGCACACACAGCCUGGGUAAAAAUAUGUAUGUAAACUUCCAAAUGAGGCAAUGAUACGUUUGUAAAAAGGGAGCUGCUGAUACUAGAUGAUUACUGCUUUAGCACUUUCUAAAGGUCCUUACACACAGGCGAAUUUGCGGAGUGAAGCGAAAAAGCAAGACAAAAAUGCGAAAAUAUUUGCCGGUCCGAAAAAUCGCUUUUUUUUUAAUUUUGCAAAGCGAAGUUCUACCCCCCAAAAUUCCGCCAGUAUUUAAGAAUGUCCCUCGGGCAAUUUAACGACCUCCUCCAGCAGCUGACCCCACGGCUGGAGAAGCAGACAACUAACCACAGAGAGCCAAUUGGUCCAGAGGAGCGGCUAGCCACAUGUCUGAGGUAAGAUUAAAAUAAUAGGCAAUAUUCUAUAUGAAUGAGACAAAGUCUCGUUUUCUUGAGAGCUCCGGGCCCCCAGCCUCGUUAUAAUGUAAAUAAGCACAUAAUAGCUCAUCUAUAGCUCACUCCUCUCCGAGAGGAGCUGGAUUGGUUUGGCUUAACGUGCUUGAUAAAUGAAUAUCAUCAACAACAUGACUUUUGAUUGGCCAGAGGUCUAUUAGUUCCAGAUAUUCGCCUGCGAAUCUCCGAAAAAUUCGACACAAGAGCGAAAAAAAAAAACGCUUUUCGCCCCACGGAAAAAAUUGCCGCCGGUGUGGGAGCUUGCAUUGACUUUAUGCUGUUUUAAAAAAAGGCAAAUAAUUCGCCUGGCGAAUUCGCGCCUGGUGUGUAAGGACCUGUACACAACUGCUUUAACACUUUUACAAAAACCAAUGAUGAUAGUUUGUAUGCAUUAUAGGUUGUUUAAUAUGGGUGUGGACGAUAUAGCGGACAUCGACUGGGAUGAGGUCGCCAACACUGUGGGGUGAGUUCGGAUGCAAUCUGGCAGACCUGAGACGAGCAUGAUUAAACAAGAUAUUUAAGAGUGUCAACAUCUAUCAAGACAUUAAAGAAAUAAUUUACUUGUAUUCUUGCUCAGUAUUUUUCCUUUGGGCGAGGUUCAGUCCCUGUUACAUGCAUGGACCUCUGCAGAGUCAAGCAUGGAUAGAAAGGGAGUUUUUCAUUUGUUUUAGGUGUGUGAGUUUAGUUGAACUCUUGGCGGAUGAGGACCAUGAAUAUCAGUGUAUAAUUAGUUCAUUCCAUAUCCAUUUUAGAAUCCAAAAUCAGAAAACGGAUAACGACUUAUUUCAUUUCUCGUUUUCAAAUCAAAAAUCGGAAAACAAAUAACGGCCUAUUUUUCGCUGUUUUGAUUUUGUUUUGAAAUUGAAAAUAGAAUAUGAGAGAAUGGAAUUAUCAUGGGAUUUUUGUUCUAUUCGUUUUUGGUUUGUAUCAUUUUCAAUGUGUUGUGACCCGGGAGUUGUUGACUGUCGUUAUCCGUUUUCCGAUUUGGGAUUCUAAAAGGGAUAUGGAAUAAACGAAUGAUGCACUGAUACAUGAAGGAUCUUGGAGGUGAAAUGAGAUAGUAAUGCUGCAGAACACCAGAAGUGCCGCUCAAAAAUUAAGAAUGUCCAGAAAUACUUCCUUUCCUUCCCAUCAUUUAAUUGAAAAAGUAAAACUGUCACAUAUUGUAGAAUUAUCUUACAAGUGAACUAUUUGAAGACCUCUUGCUGCAAGACACCUUUAUUACCUCCGCCAAGGAGGUUAUGUUUUUGGUAGCGUUGGUUUGUUUGUUUGUCUGUUAGCAACUUUACGAAGAAAGUUAAAGACGGAUUGACCUGAAAUUUUCACCUGAGGUGCGUCUUAGCCCCAGGAGGAUCCCAUUAAAUUUUGGUGGUGAUCCGGAUCACCUUCUGGAUCCAGGAAUUUUUUUAAGGAUUCUUUAUCAUUGUGAGAUUGGGCAAAUUUUGGAAUUUUUGCAUUUAACUCUAUAAAAAUGUCCAGAGUCUUUAGUAAAAAAUUACACAAAAGGAUCUCAAUGAGUUUUAUGAGGUGUCAAAGGUUGAUCCUGAUCCAGACAAAAUUCUGGAUACUGUGAUCCAGAACACACAAAAAUAAGGGUGUUGUUGGAAUUUUCAAUGCUGAAAGAUAACCAAUGGGCGGCACAGUGGUGUAGAUGGGCGGCACAGUGGUGUAGAUGGGUGGCACUGUCGCCUCACAGCAAGAAGGUCCUGGGUUCGAACCCGGGUCAGGGCAUUUCUUUUUUUAGGAACAUUAUGAACAGUGAACAUACCAGUUUAAACACAAAUAAAAGUUCAUAAAAGACACGUAACAGUAGAAGUUUUGGUGUGAAUCACAAUAUAAGGGGGGACAUGAGCUGCUUGGCGGAGGUCUGCGCUCUCUGAGUGCUUUUCUAGUUUUAUGUGCAAUGAUAGUAUCAGUUAUAUUUUUACCUCACUUCUGCUCUGUGUUGUUUUGUGUUUCAGUAAGGUGACUCCUAUUUGUGUCCAGAAGACUUACCGUCGUCUAAAAGUUUCCAAAGUUCCCAACUGGAACAGUCUAUCCUUUGGAGGUCAGUACUGGAGUACUUGAUGGCGUCCCUUAUGUCAUUGGGCUGAAAAUUAAAUCUUUUUAUCUCUAAAAUAAACUAUACUUAAAUAUUCGUAUGGAGCCUAUAUCUUUAGAAAAUUUGCAGAGCUGAAACGUGACUCAAACUCAAGUAAAUACAUUUGUAAAAAUGUGACACAUUUAAAGGGGUUUACAGAAAAAGUCAGAAAUAUCCUGCCUUUUGAUCUUAUGUUUAACACCUGCCUGUUUAUCUAAAUUUGACACCUGAUCCAGUUGUGAUAUUAACUUAAUACUUGUAUUGAUUUUAAUAUGAGAUAUUCUGUGUUCAUACAUCAACUUAACGCCUGGAAACUUGCCCAGACCUUUUCUUUCCACUGAAGUAUAGAUGCAGCAGGUAAAAGUCAAGACAAUUCACAGAGAGAGUGCAGAAGUACAUGAUGAUGUGAAUCUUAUGUGGAGAGUGAUUAACCAGUGUGAUCUCUGCACACGUAAUGAAGCUGCUUUAAACUUUCUGUCUGACCUCACAAUGACAUGUUGCUUUGAUUUAAAGACAAAGUAUCAAACUCUGCCUUUCCCACAAUUUUGAAUAUCUUUUAAAUAGUACAACAGGGCUUCAGAAGUGCACUUUUUUAGGGCAUGCCCAAAAACUUCAUGUCUAGCCGUCUUAGACGCCCCCUUCCUCCAUAGCAGAGAAAUUGUUUCACAUGAACACCAACUUUGCAAAUUUUGGGGAGCAGGUUGUCUUGAAAUUAUCUGGAAAUUUUCAGAAGUACAUGUGAGGCAAUGGCUUUAGGGAACAUUUUAUUGUACCAGCAGGAAAAUUAGACCUUACAGCACUCUGAUACAGCUGGAUAUCUCAGCAGUACGUUCAUAAAUCAGCAGCAUGUGUCCCGCUUGAUCAGAUUUUAUGCAUGAAAAUUGUAGAGAACAAGUGCAGCUACACACGUGCAUGUUACAGCGCAGGUACUUAGGGCUUAAUGGAAAGGGGGGACUGUAAUGUUGUAAUAUGUCCCUGUGCUGUUAUUCCUUAUACUUGAUCAACUUAAAGACCCAAACUAAAUCUAUCAAACGAGCCUCAUCCUCGCGUUAACCUCACUCUCUUCCUGUUUGCUCAGAGAUCAUUGACUUCCUGCAUUCGGUUGUCGUCCCCACUCUGAAGAAGGAACUUGAUGAGACAUUAGUAAGAGAAGAGGAGGAGGAGGAGGAGGAGGAGGAGCAGGAGCAGGAGCAGGAAGAGGAGGGGGUGGAGGAGGAGGAGGAGGAGGAGCAGCAGCAUCAGGAGAUUUACCAGCUGUCAGACAUCUUCAACUCAGAGGACGAGUUUGAGGUGGACAACACAGUGAACUCAAGAGGGCGAAAAAAGUACAGAUAAGUGGAGACAUGGACUGAGGAGAAAUUAAGAGAUGGCCCCGUCCCCGUUUUGAUUGGCCGACAGACUUUAUUUUCAGACGUGGAACCAAACUGGAAUAAGCUUUGAUUUUGGACAGCUCGAGCAACAGAUUAUGCAAAAAAACUUGCCAAUGAUACCACAUUUUUAUGGUAAUCUGCCUUAUUGUCUUUCAUCAGGCAAACAGUAAAACCUUUAGGAUCAGUGAUUUUAUCCAUCUAAACACUGCCAAGUGCUUAUUAGUUUAUUAAAUUUUAGUCUUCAGCUUUACUUUGACUUUAAACUGAUGAAAACAGGAUCAGAUUUUGACUUUCAGUUCAGUGUGAAGAAAAACAUCAAUUUAUCAGAAAAAUUUUGGUAUAAAUUGUGAAGAAUAUUAUCAAAUUGUUGUUCAUUCACCUCAAUGUACAAAAUGUGUUUGGUUUUUUUAUAUCUACACAAAGAUGUAUUGAUAGAUGUUUCUGAUGGUGAAACUGAACAAAUGAGUUAAGAAUUUUUUAAAUAAAACAGUACUUUCAUCUACAGUCAUGAGUAGAAACAAGUACCCUUAGUCUCUUCAUGACAACUUUCAUAUAGGUCUUGGUUUCCUUGAUGUUUGAUUUGGACCAUCAAAAGGAUUCAAACAUAGGGAGCCCUUAAUCUGUGUCAAACCUUGAGCGUUAUAGAGGACAAACUUUUGAAAUAUGCAGGAAUGAGCAAGCUGCUCUGGUUCUUUGAUUUCUGUGCCAAAGUUUAUAAGUAAAGCAGCGUUUUGUGCAGAUAUGGGGUAUAGAUAAUUUGAUUAAAGCUCCUAUAAGUAGUUUUUUGUGUUCAUGAAAUGGGCUGAAAUUCGAACUGAUGCAUUUUCAUGAUAUUCAGAAGUAAACAGGACCAUCAGGGACAAGAUUAUAUUGUCAUUUUUAAUGCCUUAAACUGAUGUGAUUCAGUUAAUCUGAAAAAGUCGAACAUAUUUCAUAUCUGACUGUUGACACUAGAGCGAAAACAGCAGUCUCCAUCUCAGGCUGAUUUUGAGAAUGGAAAACUGAUAACAGUAGGCAUAGAUGUAAGAGCAGCCUAAGGAGCUGCUGGAUCCCAAAUUUCUUUUGUAGAGAAAAGUACAACAACAUCCUGCUCUGCAGUCCGUGCCCUGGCAGCAGAGCUGGUGGGAGCAUCUCAAGGUUUCUGACUGCAACCUGUAACUUUAAACCUUUGAGAAAGUGAUCAUAUUAGGGGCUGUUGGGAUUCUCAUUUGCAUAACCCCCUGCUCACAAUAUAUUAGUCUUUGUAUAAUACUUAAACACAUUUACAUAUUAUACUGUUGACUGACUUUUAAUAACUUGUUGGUUUAUUCUGCACUGAAAUGGUUUUAGGUUUCCACAAUGGCACCUGCUAUCACACAGGCUUCUCAUACAAUCACAGCACAGGAUUGUGGGAAAUGUAGUCCAUCCUGCAGUACCAUUUGACAGUAUUCUAUUAACAUAACUUUUAAGUUAAAUAGCAUUAACACACUAUGAUUUCAAAUUUAGUCAUGACUAGUGGGAUGACACAGUUCAUUCUGCUGUGCAUUGUGGGUAAUGUAGUUCAUCUGCUAGCAAUCGCCUGUAAAGUGCUGGUCCUCUUCAUAAUGUUUGGGACAAACAGAAGUCCUGAUGCUCUCUCGAUAGUUUCAAUAGGAACCAGAAAGCGCUCCAGCGGAAUUGCCUCAUCCACAGGUUCAUUUGGAAAAACGUAAGACCGAAGCUCCACGCCCCUGCCGUUAGCCUGCUCCAGGAUCAGUAUCU
Molecule: messenger RNA, 10085 nt
Organism: Xyrichtys novacula (pearly razorfish)
Lineage: Eukaryota; Metazoa; Chordata; Actinopteri; Labriformes; Labridae
Source: the annotation of a GenBank genome assembly